Messenger RNA from Labrus bergylta (ballan wrasse), 5693 nucleotides. The record is from RefSeq and is a predicted model, not a curated record. NCBI's taxonomy places the organism in Eukaryota, Metazoa, Chordata, Actinopteri, Labriformes, Labridae.
GAGUGUCGUCCCGCGUCCCAGAGAUCAUGGCGGCCGGCACCCACUCCCCUGGAGGGCCCAAUGGCAUAAUCCGGAGUCAGUCCUUUGCAGGUUUCAGCACGCUACAAGAGAGACGCUCUCGGUGUAACUCCUUCAUGGGGAACUCUGCGGUGCAGAAGAAGCCCCAGUCCAAGCCAAAGAAGCCUCACCUGUCGGGACACAAGGGGGGCAGCAGUUCCAGAGACCCACAGCCCAAAAGACUGGAGGAGGUUUACAAUGCACUCAAACAAGGCCUCGAUGAGUAUCUGGAAGUUCAUCAAACAGAGCUGGACAAACUUAUGUCUCUGAUGAAGGACAUGAAGAGGAACUCUCGCCUGGGAGUGCUGUACGAUCUUGACAAGCAAAUCAAAACCAUUGAGAGGUACAUGCGACGUCUGGAGUUUCACAUGAGCAAGGUGGACGAGCUGUAUGAGGCCUUUUGCAUCCAGAGCCGUCUGAGGGAAGGUGCCAGUCGGAUGAAGCAGGCUUUUUCAUCCUCUCCUUCCACUAAAGGCACGAAGGAGAGCAUCGCAGAGGUCAACCGGCGCUACAAGGAAUACACUGAGAACAUGGGCACGUUCGAGAGCGAGCUGGAGAACUUGCUCGGGGAAUUUCACAUCAAAAUGAAAGGUUUGGCAGGCUUUGCUAGGCUCUGUCCUGGAGACCAAUAUGAGAUCUUCAUGCGGUACGGUCGUCAGCGGUGGAAGCUGAAGGGAAGGAUUGAAGUGAACUCCAGGCAGAGUUGGGAUGGAGAGGAGAUGGUCUUCAUGCCUCUCAUCACCGACCUUAUUAACAUCAAGGUGACUGAGCUGAAGGGUCUGGCCACACACAUGCUGGUAGGCAGUGUGAUCUGUGAGACCAAGGAGCUGUUCACCGCCAUGCCUCAGGUGGUGGCGGUGGACGUCAACGACCUUGGGACCAUCAAACUCAAUCUGGAGGUCACCUGGUAUCCUUUUGAUGUCGAGGACCUGACUCUUUCAUCUGGGAACGUGAGCAAAGCUACUGCGCUCCAGAGACGAGUGUCUGUCUACAGCCAGGGCACACCGGAGACCCCCACCUUCCAGGACACCUCCUUCUUUGCCACUUUACCAGACGACGUCUUCGAGAACGGUGGCUGCGGGGUGGCCGAGUGCAAGCGUCUCUCCUUCACCUUCUCCGACACCUCUGGUUCCACGCCCAGCCCGAGCCCCGCCCCCAGUUCCCACUCCCAAAGCCAGUCCAACCCAGAGAUCACGGUCACUCCUCCAGAAACAGAGGCACUUUCUUCACAUAUCCUCCCAACGAGGGAAGACUCUAUCGCAGAGGAGCAUUUAGAGGAGGAAGAUGAGGAGGAGGAGGAGGAGGAGGAGGGGUAUGAGGAGGAGGAUGGGGAGACAGGGAGCAGAGGAAGUAGGGGCACAAGCGGCAGCCUUGCCAGCAAUGAAGCCGAGGUGGCGGAGGACUCGGAGUGGGAGAGAACAGAGUCACAGAGAAACUCUGGGUCUAACUGUGGAUCAGCUGCUCCGUCGUUGCUCUGCUCCGACAGUCACCUCUCCACCGUGGCUCCUGAGGACGUUUUCUUUGACCACGCCGAUGAACUCAAACCCGUGGAGUUGGACGAGGAGGCUGGGAGUCUGACCCGGCAGCUUGUGAAGAGGCUGACCUCUUCAGAGAUCGUGUCGUCGAGCGGAAGCUCUACGGAGGGAGGAGGAGGAGGGAGUCUGAGCUGGGCCGGAGAGGGGAGCAGGGCCUUCCUGGAGAGCAGCUUGGAGGAGGCCAUCCACAGCCUGUUAAUGAGACUCGAGUCACUGACCCACCGCUGCAGCGAGCUGCAGGACCUGGAGCAGGAAGUGAUGCGUCUGGAGGAUCUGCUCAAGUGUCGUCUCCCGGGUCACAGGAGCCGCUCCUCCAGCCUCAGUCUGACGGUGGAGAGCGCUCUGGAGAGCUUUGACUUCCUCAACACGUCCGACUUCGAUGACGAGGACACUGGAGACGACAACGCCAUCCUCUGCCUCCCACAGAGGUCGCCGCUUUUUGAUACAGACGGGGAAAGAAUCGGUGGGCAGCAUCCAGAAGCCAGAGGACACCUGAGUGAAGCCCUGACAGAGGACACAGGAGUGGGAAACAGCGUGGCAGGAAGUCCCCUGCCGCUUACCACGGGGAACGAGAACCUGGAUGUAGCUAUUGUCAUCCACCUCCAGUACUGCAAUCACAUCAUACAGUUGUUGAGCGGUGGGGUGAGUGUGUGGCAGCGUCGCAGUCUCCUCCUCAAACUCUCUGCACAGACUCAGCUGUUAGAGGAGCUGGCAGAGAUCAGUGUGGACAGACUGGGAGCGAUCACAUCUGCUGCUGACGUCCUCCCGGGCCUGGCUGAGCGCCCGCAGCUGAUGACUCUGUGGUCAGAGUGCAGCGGGUCUGCAGGACUUUUCCACACCACGCUGGACCGAGUGUUCAAACAUAUGAACCAGCACUACACUGCACUGCUGCAGGACAGACACCCACACAGUGCUCACACAGUGAUUGGUAUCGUAGUGGGCGAGAUGGUGGACAGGAGCGACCUGGUGUCGGCACAAAGUCCUCCAGCCGCCGCUCUCUCUCAGGACGUCCUGACUGUGUUUCAGUUCCACAGCUACAUCCUCCAGCAUGAAGUUCAGGACAUGGAGACACACCUGCUGCACCUGGCCAGAGAGGAGCUGUUUGCGGAGGCUCUACACAGUGGAGACUCUUCCUGCUGUCUAGCAGAGAUGGAGGAGGUGCCCGUGUCCUCUCUGUGGCCGACCAGCAGCACCCUGAGGGCCCUGGCCUCCCUGCUCACAGCGGAGGACCCUCAGGUCAACACGGCAGCAGCCGACUACCUCUCUGCAGGAGCAUCACGCAGCCACUUCAGGAACAGGGCGGUGGAGUGCUACACUCAGGCGCUGUCGGAGGCUGGAGGUCAGAGCCAGAGGGCGGCCUGUUCAGCACUGAGCUGCUUGCAGGCAGUAGAAAGCAUCAGGGCAGUUGUAGCACUCUGUGACUCAGCUGAUGAAGAGCUUCGCCAUGUCGCCAUAGAAACCCUGCUCACAUUUGGUGAGGAGGGGCGUCUGGCGUACGAGCAGCUGGACACAGUGCCGAGGGAGAUUAUCCGUCUGGGCAUGCGGCGAGGAAACGCCGUCACCACUGCCUUCUGAGCCACUGUGCCACCAGAACACACAACAGAUCACAUCUCAGCCCAGACUCUGAGGGCAUCACUGCCCCUCGGCUUCACCUCCACACCGCACCGCACACCUCACAGGGCUGUUAACGACUGAUCACUUUUUUUUUUAUUAAUCUGUUGAUUUUGGCACAGACUAAACAAUCUCCACUAUAAGAUCACUGUUCUUACUUAUACUGCUUCCUGAUAGGAAAUAACACCAAAUAAACGAUCUUAACCACAAAGACACACACAACCUAUAACCCUCCUGCACACAAACACACACCCCUCAUUCCCCAUCUUCUCCAUCCCCCUCCUCAACCUCUCCCUGCCUCCUGAGCCAGGCAGACCGCUCACGUUGAAUUUAACUGGAUUACACGAGUUUGACUGGAUGACAAAGCCGAUGAAAGUCACUUCAAAGACUCUGGACACCAGAACUUGAGAAAUGCAUCUUCACAUUACCUUUUCCAACGAGCUAUCAACCACUGCACACAACACUUGUAUCACUUACUCAGAUUAAUUAUCAUCUUGAUUGUUACACAGUUGGUUGUGUCAGGCAGUAUUCUAACUUUGAUCUUUGUAUAAUCACUGUUUAUCAAGUUUUAGUUUGUUGUUUUUUCGGCGCUUUCGAAAGAUUUGCACUGUUGUAAAGCAUGUAAAUAUGGCAUAUUUUACACCGCUGGUGUAAUAUAUGUGCUUGUAUUUAAGGUACUUUUUUUAAGUUCUGUUUUCUAGUACGUUCCAUUUUUGAGUUUCAGGGAUUCUUGUAUGGCUGAAGGAUGUGUGUUUUGUGGCAAGGAGGACCAUAAAUAUGUUGAGAAUGGCUUUUUUAGGGGAAGUGGUGCAGUUUAAAAAAUCCCCAGUUUACGCUUGGCUAUGCUAAGCUAAGCUAGUUGAGGAAAAGAUUAAAAACACUGGUGAAAGAGGUCAGCACAGUACCCUCAAAACUCAGCAGUUUAUAUCAGAUUUUUCUCAUACUUGCAGUUGAACAAGUGCAAUUUUUUUGUACAUACGUGACUCUUAUGCACCGAGUAUUUGAUAAAGUUAGCUUCGACCAUCUGAGCCUUGAUGUGGUUGAGCUGGCGGGCUCCACAAGUUCACCCUUUUUGUAAAUGUGUUUUUUCCUAGCAGGUACAGAGCCAGUCGAGGGCAAUAAACUGUGGUUGAGGAUGAUGAAUUUUCUCACAACUGUACAGAGAGUUUCAGAGUUGGUUGUGUUAGCCUAUAUUUAGGCUAAUUGCACAUUCAUUGAGUUUUGUGAGCUAGUAGCAGGACAAGGUAUUUUCUUUGAGAAGCAGCAGAAUGAAGUUUUUUUGUUUGGUACGUCUUUGGUCUGAUUUAAAUCCUCACAUUCUAACUGUAAUGUGGGAAAAACUGACCCGAGGUAAACACCUAGUCCCAACUACUGAGUCUUGUGCUAGUGCACAGCGACAAAACUCACUUUUUGUUCACACGUCGUAUUUAUUAUUCACUCCUUCUUAAAGCUAAUAUUUUUUUGGGAGCUAUACUGUAAUAGUGCAGAAGGCAUUGUUAUGUAAAUGAGUUGUGUAUUUAUGUUCUUUUUGGAGCAGGUCUAGUAUUUGAAAUAUUGUUUAUUGUUGAGAAAAAAAAGGACUCCAUGUUAUUUCCUUGCAAAUUAUUUAAUGCGUGACUUAAAUCGGAGUUUAUUUUGAAUGGAUUAUAAUAGAUAAAUUAUUUUGGAGAAUAGUCUGAUGGUAUGGUAGGUUUCUUAUCCCAUUAAAGGUCCCAAAUUAAUGAGACAUUAUAUAUUAGAAAUGUUACUUUAUUACUUAGAGGAUUUACUAUAACCAAAGGAAGAUUUAAUUUUUAAACUGGUCUUUUAAAAAACCGCUCAUAAUUCAUUAAGGAGAAUGUAUUUUCAACACACUAUUUGCAUUUUUGGCCAGGAUACUCAGACUUAUCUUUAGAAGCACAACUUAAGACAAACCCAUAACAUAAGAACGUGUUACAUUUGGUUCUAACUGCACAGUCCGAAAGCCAUAUUGAUUAAAAACAAGUGGUAAUAUUUUUAUGAAAUGUAUUUUUCUUUUGUAUUAUAACCUGUAAAUGUGUGAAGUUGUUACUAAAAGCUGCAAAUGUUUUGUUUUUUUUCCCUUACAGCCUUUUGAAAAACAUGGUCCAUAUUUUAAAUAAUGAAUUUUAUUUCUUCCAUAACGUGAAUAGCAUUAGAGUAUUUUGGUUCAGUAUCUAUUUCAUCCACUCAUUCAGUGUUUCUUUCUUGAGUGAGCUACUUUCUUUUACAAACUUGCAGCAGAUCAGUGUUAAGAUGAGUUGACUUGUUGGCUGUUCAACACUGCUAACUAUAAGUUGUCAGAAUGUGCACACGAACACAUCUAGAGACUUAAAUACUCUUUAUACAUUUGCAGAAAUUGAUCCUGUUCAAUCUCUGUGGUCAAUAGCUUCUGUUUAGGUCUAUUUAGUUGCAUACUAUUCUUACCUGCUGUCAGUAUUUCCUCUGUUCAUUAACAGCAGUUGCAAUAAAGUUUAUUUUUGCAUAAUUUAA